AUGCUUUUGUCAUGGAGCUACGACAGUUGGUUUGUAACAAACCUUCGAUGCUCCAAGAAAACCUUUUUACGCGAGCACUCCCAUAACAAAAAGGUCGCUGCUGCGCUUUACUUCAUGGGUUCGACCGGAGGAUACAGGGAGGUUGGAGUUGUUCGAGCUCUAAGGGCUGCAGCUCCCCAAAUUGUGGCAUUUCCACGGGACCAAGGCGGUUGGGAUGCAAUCAAGUCAGAAUUUGCGGCGCGACAUGGGUAUCCUGGUUGCUACCCGGCGUUGAAUGUGCAAGCGAUCGUCACCAGUGAUAAUGUUUUCUUGAGUGCUGAAGUUCGUUCUGGCUCUUGGUCGGAUCGAAAGUGCUGGCAGUAUAGCAAAAUUGGUCGAACGUUAUACAGUACGAUACCACCAGGAACUCAUUUUAUUGGUGACGCUGGAUACGCAUUACUGCCUGGACUUAUAGUACCGUACAGUGAUCGGGAAGAGGGUGGAGAGCUGUCACCCAGACAGAGACAAUUUAACGUUUUGCACUCAAGUACUCGCAUGGCUGUAGAGAGCACCUUUGGAAUUUGGAAAGGUCGUUUCAGAAUACACCACUGA
Molecule: messenger RNA, 591 nt
Organism: Phytophthora infestans T30-4
Lineage: Eukaryota; Oomycota; Peronosporomycetes; Peronosporales; Peronosporaceae
Exons: 5
Coding region: 1-591 (196 amino acids)
Source: RefSeq, a predicted model, not a curated record